Molecule: messenger RNA, 633 nt
Organism: Prunus armeniaca (apricot)
Lineage: Eukaryota; Viridiplantae; Streptophyta; Magnoliopsida; Rosales; Rosaceae
Source: the annotation of a GenBank genome assembly
AUGUUUGUGAAUUUUGGAAGUUCAAAGGUUUGCAGAUUGACUUGUGAAGUACGUGAAGCAUCUUCAAGAAUGGACGAAGAUGCUGGAGGAACAAGCAGUGAAGAAAACCGUGGAAGCAGUGGUGUUUGUGAAGAGCACUCGUUUGGAAAAAUACACACUUUUAACUUAAAUAUUUAUGAAUAUGUUAGAUUAGUUAAGUGGCUUAAAUUUUACGAAAUGUGGAUAAAUGCACGGAUACUAAAUGUAGAGGUUCGGGAUCCCUCUAAAGAUGGCCAACUAUUCCAUCCAGAUUUGAGGAAUUUUCCUUCGCUUAGAUCGUUGGCCAUCUCCGACUGUCCUAGUUUGACUUCACCUCCAGGACUGCAAGAUAUCAGUACAGUGCUGCCAUCUCUCUAUUCAAGCGUGCCCUACGCUGGAGAAAAAAAUAGAAGCCGAAGAGGGAUGGAAAAUGGCAGAAGAUGGCUCACCGUUCGCAAAUUUACAGUUCACAAUUCGGAAAAUAACUUGGCAAAUGUCACGAGAUCAAAACAAAAGCUUAAAUAUAAUCUUAGUUCUGUGACACCUACUAUCACUUGUGUUUCAGUAAUGCUAUUUCUAAAUUGCUCUGUACUACCAACAGUCUUCAUGACAUAG